Molecule: messenger RNA, 312 nt
Organism: Porites evermanni
Lineage: Eukaryota; Metazoa; Cnidaria; Anthozoa; Scleractinia; Poritidae
Source: the annotation of a GenBank genome assembly
AUGUACAGAGUAAGAGUCAUUGCUUCGAUGUCUGUUCUCGCAAGAUCUAAUCGCCUUGGUUCAACUAUUAUCAAACAGUCAGGCAGAUAUAACCACUUUAUGCAAACAAGAUGUUUAACUGGAAAAUUCAUGCCAUUGUAUAAAACAGUAGACUUUAAGGGGGCUGUGAAAAAGAACUUGAGAAAGGCCACACCAGUGGUUCCUUGUGCUUUUAACUCAAUAACACCUAUGGACCUGGCCAAGGAUAUUGCAGCUGUGAAGAAUGCUGAUGGACAUCUUUAUCUAUAUGAACAUUUCAAGAACUCUCCAGGU